AUGGACCCCACACCCUCCUUCCACCGCCGAUCCUCCUCCUCCUCCUCCGACCGCCUCCUCGGCCCCUACCCCUUCUCCCCCUCCCCCUCCUCCGCCGCCUCCUCCUCCGCCGAAGAACUCAACGAAGCCGAACUUUUUUGGGCCACCGAUUCCUCUGAAUCGGAACCCCAACGCCCAACGCCCCCACCAAAAUCUCGCCUCCGCAACUUCGAUCGCCCCGUGGAUUCCGGAAUACUCGUCGUGCUGAGGGAAACCGAAUCCCGCGGCGGCCUGUUCCGCGGCAAGUCCCCCGUUCCGACCUCUUCGCGGAUGACGAUUCCGUCGCUUCCGAGGCCGCCGGCGGCGUCGCCGUCCGCCGAUUACCUCGCGCAGUCCGCGCCUUCCAGAAAGUUCCAGCAAUCGGCGCCCGUCAAGGUCCCGAUUCUCCUCUCUGCCAGCGCCUCCAGGCGGAAAAACGCCGACGACUUCGCGCGCGUAGUCGACUACGACGACGAUGACGAGGAGAUGCUUCCGCCGCACGAAAUCGUUGCGAGAGGCUCCGGCGUUUCACCCAAAACCACUUUCUCGGUGUUGGAAGGUGUCGGGAGAACGCUCAAAGGGAGGGAUCUCCGUCAGGUUAGAAACGCCGUUUUGCGCCAAACCGGUUUUCUCGAUUGA
Glycine soja is the source of this 657-nucleotide messenger RNA. RefSeq lists its product as uncharacterized. Lineage: Eukaryota; Viridiplantae; Streptophyta; Magnoliopsida; Fabales; Fabaceae. The transcript has a single exon. The coding region runs from base 1 to 657 and encodes 218 amino acids. The record is from RefSeq and is a predicted model, not a curated record.